AUGUCCCGCCUAAUAAUCAAAAAUCUACCGGUCUACACGACUCCCGACCGUCUCCGACAACACUUCACGCAGCCCAACGCGCCCAAGGCCACGAUCACGGACGUGAAAGUGGCCCACAAGCGCGACGGCUCCUCUCGUCGAUUCGGGUUCGUAGGAUUCAAGAGCGACGAAGAGGCGAGGGCGGCGCGGGAAUGGUUCGACAAGACGUUUCUGGACUCGGCUAGGGUGAGGGUCGAUAUCGUCGACGGAGCGAAGGACGCGCCGAAACCUCGACCGAAUAAACGGCCGCGUUUGGAGAAAGAUGCGAGUCCCGAGGCUGGGCCGUCGACGCUCGCCAAGCCCGUGAAAGCCAAAGACGCGGAAUUUGAUGCGUUUAUGGACGUCAUGGCGCCUAAAUCGCGUACGGGUCCUGCGUGGGCCAACGGCGAGCCAUCGCAGCCCAAGUCUUCUUCCAAGAAAGACAAGAGGGAGGAAGAAGCGCCGGAGGGACUGAGCGACAUGGAGUGGAUGCGGCGUCGGAUGUCGGACCGUGUCGAGGCCGACAAGGCGUUCGAGCAGGACGACGACGACGACGGCGGCGGGGGCAGUGCCGAGAAGCCGACGGUGUCGCACGACAAGCCCGAUUCGACGCGAAGUACGAUCCUCCAGACCGGGCGCCUGUUCGUCCGCAAUCUGGCCUUUUCCUGUGCAGAGGAAGAGCUGAAGGAGCUCUUCGGGCCCUACGGCGAGCUGUCCCAGAUCCACCUCCCGCUCGACCCAGCAACGAAACAACCGAAGGGUCUGGCCUACAUCCGCUUCACCAAACCCUCGGACGCUCUCACCGCGUACGACGCGCUGGACAAACGAUCAUUCCAAGGCCGACUGUUACAUAUCCUGGGCGCCGUCGAUCGACACGGUAACCUCUCGCUCGAGACGGAAGAGGGAAAGAAGAAGACGUUGAAGGAUGAGAGGGCUGACAAGCGCAAGGCUGGGGCGGGGAAGGAGUUUAACUGGAGUAUGCUCUACAUGAACAGCGACGCAGUAAUCACAUCCGUCGCAUCCCGCAUGAACAUCUCCAAAUCCGACAUCCUCGACCCAUCUACCUCAAACGCAGCCGUAAAACUCGCUCUAGCAGAAACGCACGUCAUAUCAGAGACCAAAACCUACCUCGAGUCUCAAAACGUCGACCUCAACUCUUUCUCGUCCCGACAACGUUCAGACACGAUUAUAUUGGUGAAGAAUAUACCGUUCGGGACGAGCAAGGAGGCGUUGGAGGAGAUGUUUAGUGCGCAUGGGACGCUGGAAAGGUUGUUAGUGCCGCCGGCGGGGACGAUGGCCGUUGUCGUGUUCGAGAAGGCGGAGGACGCGAGGAGCGCGUUCAAGGCGAUCGCGUAUCGCCGGCUGGGGAACAGCGUGGUAUACCUCGAAAAGGGUCCCGCGGGCAUGUUCAAGGCCGCGCCUUCGGCCACCGCGAAGGACGCCCCCACUGUGGAUGGAGUCAAGCCCAUCGCUAUUGCCGACGAGAACGAGGCAGAGCCAGAUCUAGCGGCUGGAACAACGCUCUUCGUCAAGAACCUCUCAUUCGCGACUACCUCCGACCGUCUAAUCGCUACAUUUUCUCACCUCCCUGACUUUUCCUUCGCACGCAUCCAAACCAAACCCGACCCCAAACGCCCAGGCGCACGACUCUCCAUGGGCUAUGGUUUCGUCGGGUUUAAGACGAUUGAAGGUGCCAAGAGGGCGUUGAAGGGUAUGCACGGGCAUGUGCUUGAUGGACAUGCGUUGAGCGUUCGGUUCGCUGGGCGCGGGGCUGAAGAGGCGGACGGGAAGGAGGGAGGGAAGGAUGUGGGAGGAAAGGGAAAGAGUAGGACGAAGAUGUUGGUCAAGAAUCUGCCAUUUGAGGUUACGAGGAAGGACGUGCGCGAGCUCUUCAGCGCACACGGUCAACUGAAAUCUCUCCGUCUCCCCAAACGAUUCGAUCGCCGAACGCGGGGCUUCGCAUUCUUGGAAUUCAGCUCCAAGCACGAAGCGGAGUCCGCGUACAAUGCUCUCAAGCAUACGCAUUUGCUCGGUCGUCACCUCGUGUUAGAAUGGGCCGAUGAAGGGGAAGUCGAUGUUGAGGAGUUGAGGAGGAAGGUCGGGGUUGGGCUAGGUGAUGGUGGUGAGAUGCCUGGGAAGAAGAGGAAGUUGAAGAUGGUGGAGGAUGCGGAUGAUGGUAUGGACGGGAUGGAGGAGUAG
Messenger RNA from Peniophora sp. CBMAI 1063, 2217 nucleotides. The record is from the annotation of a GenBank genome assembly. NCBI's taxonomy places the organism in Eukaryota, Fungi, Basidiomycota, Agaricomycetes, Russulales, Peniophoraceae.